AUGAAACUUGUCAUUGGUGGCUCGACCGGUUACGUGAGCACCGAGCUCAUUCGCCAGGGUCUUCCAAACCCAGCCAUCACCUCCAUUGUCGCCCUGGGCCGCCGCGAAGUCCAGGCACCGGCAGAAUCCGGGGCCUUUGCUGCAAAGCUCAGGUCUGUCGUGGUAGACGACUUCGAGAACUACUCCGACAGCGUGAAGAAAGAGCUAGAGGAUGCCGAUGCCUGUAUCUGGACCAUCGCCGUGACGCCGAUGAACCUCCAGACCCUCCCCUUUGAGGAGACGGUUAAGAUAUCCCGCGACUACGCCACUGUCGCCAUCCGCACUCUGGACUCCCUCCACACCAAGCAGGGUGCACCGUUGCGCUUCCUCUACAUGAGCGGCCACUUUGCACCCCGCAGCAUCGACGAGGUGCCAGAGCAGCUGAAAACCCACGGCAUGAUCAAGUACGGCCUGGUCCGGGGUGAGGCUGAGACUCUCAUCCUCGGAUACGGCGAGCAGUCCAAUGGCGCAGUGCAGGCCUGCGUCGUCAAGCCCGGGCUCAUCGACUCGCCCAGCAGGCCGAAAAGGGAGAUCCCAGGCCUGCCUCACAUCGAGCUGACGGACAUCGCCGCGGCUCUGCUGAGCCAGGUCGUCCAUGGCUUUGAGAAGGACACCUUGAGCAACGAUGACAUGGUCCGCAUUGGGCAGAAGGCGCUGGCUGAGCAGAAAGCUUAA
This is a messenger RNA of Talaromyces proteolyticus, 714 nucleotides long. RefSeq lists its product as uncharacterized. NCBI's taxonomy places the organism in Eukaryota, Fungi, Ascomycota, Eurotiomycetes, Eurotiales, Trichocomaceae. Bases 1 to 714 code for a protein of 237 amino acids. The record is from RefSeq and is a predicted model, not a curated record. The transcript has 3 exons.